AUGAGUGAGGAUCGAAAGGAGGAUUUAUUGGGGAUUCUUAAAAUGCGGCAAUUUGAGAAACAUAGUAAGUAUCUUGGCAUCCCUACAAUAAUAGGGAGAUCAAAGAAGGUAAUUUUCGGUGCCUUGCUAGAUAGGAUAUGGAAGAAGCUACGAGGUUGGAAGGAGAAGAUUCUCUCAAGAGCGGAAAAGGAGAUUUUGCUAAAGUCCGUUAUACAAGCCAUACCAACAUACUUAAUGGGGGUAUACAAGCUGUCGGCAGCAAUGAUUAACGACAUACAGUCGGCCAUGUCAAGGUUCUUUUGGGGAUCGGAUGAAGGGAAACGAAGGUUGCAUUGGCGGAAUUGGAAGAGUAUGUGUGAGCCCAAAUGUGCAGGAGGUAUGGGGUUCGAGGAUUUGAGCGUUUUUAAUGAUGCAUUUUUAGGGAAACAAGCAUGGAGGCUGGUCAAAGGCGAGGAGUCCCUACUAGGGAGAGUGAUGAAGGCCAAGUACUAUCCAAAUUGCACGUUCCUCGACUCGUCACUUGGCUACUGUUGCAGCUACCCUUGGAAGAGUGUGUGGUGUUCUAAGGCCCUUAUCUUAGAGGUUAUGAUAUGGAGAGUAGGAAACGGAGCACACAUUCGUAUUCGGGAGGACCCAUGCGGAUAG
This is a messenger RNA of Spinacia oleracea (spinach), 645 nucleotides long. RefSeq lists its product as uncharacterized. Bases 1 to 645 code for a protein of 214 amino acids. The transcript has a single exon. The record is from RefSeq and is a predicted model, not a curated record. Lineage: Eukaryota; Viridiplantae; Streptophyta; Magnoliopsida; Caryophyllales; Amaranthaceae.